Sceloporus undulatus (fence lizard) is the source of this 1427-nucleotide messenger RNA. It is a transcript of the gene ORMDL2, whose product is annotated as ORMDL sphingolipid biosynthesis regulator 2. The record is from RefSeq and is a predicted model, not a curated record. Bases 223 to 744 code for a protein of 173 amino acids. Gene Ontology annotation, biological process: negative regulation of ceramide biosynthetic process; intracellular sphingolipid homeostasis; ceramide metabolic process. The transcript is spliced from 5 exons. Lineage: Eukaryota; Metazoa; Chordata; Lepidosauria; Squamata; Phrynosomatidae. Gene Ontology annotation, cellular component: endoplasmic reticulum membrane.
GAAGCAGUAGCAGCAGCAGCCCCUCAUCCUCUCUGGGUCUGUUUGGCAAGGAAGCGUAGGCGCCGCGGAAGCCGCCAGUGCCUUUGCAGUUAGGACCUCUGGCCACUCCUGACUCAUGGCCACGCUGUGCCUGAGGCCCCUCUCUCCAAACCCCUGCCCUCCGCUGCUCUGGCCCUGCAGAUUCAGUCCCCUGGACCCCCUCAUUAAGCCUAACCAUCCGGCAUGUGGUCUUCCUCUCUUUUUACUGCAUACCACCUUUCCCAGCUUCAUUGUGAUUUCUAUAUGAAUGUUGGGGUAGCUCAUAGUGAAGUGAAUCCUAACACACGAGUGAUGAACAGCCGAGGCAUAUGGCUGGCCUAUAGUAUCUCAGUGGCCGUCCUUCACAUCAUCCUUCUCAGCAUCCCCUUCUUUAGCGUCCCUGUAGUCUGGACUCUGACUAAUGUUAUCCAUAACCUGGCAAUGUAUUGGCUCCUGCACACAGUAAAAGGGACCCCCUUUGAAACGCCUGACCAGGGCAAGGAUCGCCUCCUCACACACUGGGAACAGAUUGAUUAUGGUACACAAUGGACAUCCUCACGCAAGUUCCUAAGCAUCUCACCAAUUGUCCUCUACAUCUUGACCAGCUUUUAUACAAAGUAUGACCCUGUGCACUUCAUAAUCAACACAGCCUCCUUGCUGAGUGUCCUUUUGCCCAAACUGCCCCUGUUCCAUGGCGUCCGUAUAUUUGGUAUCAACAAAUACUGAAGCAACCAUUGAUUCUUCCACUGCUGCUUAUUCCAAAGAUCCAAGUGGCAAAGCUCAGAUCACUCUUUGAGAUGUUAUACUGUACUGAACUAUGCAUAACACUGGGGCAGAGACAGUUUUAGUGGACCACAAGAACGGAUCUGUGCUGAACUAUUUAUUUUGUAAAAGGCGAUAUAAGCCAUUCUCCUUGUGGCUAAUCUGCACCUGUGCUGUUGCCUCUUCCAAGGGAAUGAAAAAAUAAUUAAGUCCUCAGGUGGAUUGUUUCUCUUGCAAGAUUUCUGCUCCAGUUGUUUGUAAUUGGUGACAUUGUGGGAGGAAGCCAUUUUGUGUAAAGGUUUCUUUUGAUUUUUAGACAUUCCGAGUCAAAGCAAGCUUGUGUGUCUUGGGGAGUGAAUACACUUCUGAAGUACUCUUGUGAAAGUAAAUUGUUAGACUGUGAUGUUUCUAAGCGGUUCAAAUUAUCUAUGUCCACCAUGCUCCUAACAUUUUCAUUUUGUAAAAUAUAUCAUAUAUAUGUAUAACUUUCUUCCUACUGGAAAAGUAGGAAUCCUGUAUAGACUUUUGCUUCACUGUAUUUUUCUUUUUCUUUAUUUUUAAAUAGCCCUUAUGAUUAUAAAGGAAAAAAUGUAAGACUAUGUUAGUAAUGGAAGAUAUAAAUUAAAAUAAAGCUUUUGUCCUUGCUA